GCAAUAGUGGCGAAAUGUCAAAAGAAUCAAAGCAGAGAGUCGUGCGCUUUGAUUGUUUUUUUUCCGCAACAAAAUAAAAAGUUUUUCUCUUUUGCGCGAAAAAAAGAGAGCAUUUCCGGUUGUAAUAAAGUGGAAUUUCCGUGGUGAAAAUGGAUCUGUCUGAUUUGUCCAAGUUACGUGUGGUGGAUCUGAAGCAGGAGCUGCAAAAUCGUGGUUUAGACACAAAAGGUGUUAAGGCUGUUCUCAUUGAGAGGUUGCGUGAAGCAAUGUCCGCCGAUGCUGAUGGAAGUGAAUCGAAUGAUGUUGAGGGGAGUUCCGAUGGUGGGGCACAGGAGGAGAGUAUUUUGCCCGAUGAAGAGUCAUCUGACGCAAGAGGCGUCACUACGCAUUCGCCGUCUCCGGAACCACCAGCGCCACCCAUCGUGGACGCCCCCGAAGAGGCAAUUCUCCUCGAUGAAUCCGAAAGUGGGGACAUUGUAAUGCACGAGGUCCCACCGGAAGUCUCCCCCGAUAGCACGGAGGACGUCACAGAGGUGCAGCAGGAGAAUCUUCCUCCCCACGAGGCACCUCAAGAGGAUGUGAAGGAAGCAUCACCAGGUGGGGAAGAAGCAACACCAGCUGGUGGCAGAGAAGUAGAAGAAGCCAGAGAGGAACCCUCCUCAGCUGGUGGAGAAGAAGAAUUGGCAAAGAAAUCCGAAGAACCCACCGAAGGGGAUGAUGAGAAGAAGUGUCCGGAAGAAGCUGAUGAUUCAGCUGUUGAUGCGUACACGCAGAAUGAGACAAUGCCAAUGGAUGAGGUGGAGAAGAAGGCAAAAGAGGAGGAAGAAGCCAAGAAGGCAGCAGAAAAUGAACCGAAAGACGAUAAGAAACGCCGUCGGAGCCCAUCUCCGGACACAACGGAGGGUUCCUCCCGACGACGCCCCCGUCAUGAUUCCCAAACAGCUCAUGCGGAUGAUUUUAUGAACAUUGAAGAUGAACCCGCCCUCCCGGAGGAUCCAUCCCUCUCGUGGGUUGACUCAGAUCUCCACAUGAAGAUCAGUGGGACAGAUUUCUGCGAAGCACGAACCCUAAGUGAUGGGGUUCUCGGGCUUAUGUGGGCCGGUGCCAGAGCCACUCAUGGUGUCACCACUGGCAAAGUAUUCUACGAAGUUCAGCUGCAGCAGAAGAAUAGCCGCGUUAACUUUCCCGACGAGAAGAAUCUCUUUGAUUUGCGCUGUGGAUGGUCAACACUCAAAACGGACCUCCAUCUCGGGCAAACGGAGAAUUCUUUUGCCUACGACGCUGAAGGGCGGAAAGUUCACGCAGGCACCGAAGAGGAUUUCGGUGUGAAGUUCACCGUUGGAGAUGUAAUUGGGGUGUACCUGGACAUGGAGUCUGAAUCGUGUAAAAUUCAAUUCACGGUCAAUGGGGAAGAUCAGGGAGUUGCUUUUGAGUUUGAGAAGGAAAAACUCGCUGGGGAGGCUCUCUUCCCGCACAUCUCAACGAAGAAUAUCACAUUCAAGGUGAAUUUUGGGCAACUGGAGAAUACUCUUCUGUCCGAGUACGUUCCACGGAAGCGUCAUCAGGAGAAGCCAAAGGAGGAGGCAGAGAAGAAGGAGGCAGAGAAGAAGGCAGCUGAUGGGGAAGAAGUGAAGAAAGAUGGGGAAACUCCUGAAACUGCUGACGCAAAACCCGAAGAAGAUGCGGCGCAAGUGGCAGAGGCAAAGCCCGAAGAUGGACAAGAAGGAGCACCAAAGGAUGCCGCUGCAGAGCCCAAAGAGGGCGGAGAAGAACCCACUGCUGCAGAAGAAGACAAGAAAACAGACGCAGAGACAAAAGAUGAAAAGGAAAAUAUGGAAGUAGAUGAGCAGGAAGAAGUUCCGGAGAAGCCAAUAAACAGAGAAACUCUCCCGGAAUACACCUUCAUCUCCCGCCUGCCGCGUGAGGAGCUCGUUGAGGGACUCAAACGCGUUGCCUCGCGGAAGGAGUGCGAGGUGAUCAUGAUGAUUGGUUUACCAGGAUCCGGGAAGACACACUGGGUGACCAAAUGGAAUGAAGAGCACCCAGAGAUGCGCUACAACAUCAUUGGGAAUAACUAUCUCUACGAUCGAAUGAAUCGUGGAAAAACCUCAAAAAGCGAGAAAUUCAAUGAUAUGUGCAACAGAAGCUUCACUGUUCUCCAAGAAUUAGCCCAGAAGAGGCGUCGAAACUACAUCUUUGAUCAGACGAAUGUUUAUGCGUCAGCCCAGAGGCGUAAAAUGAAAGGAUUUGGUGACUUCAAACGUAUUGCGGUGAUUGUUAUACCAGACGAUGAGGAAUAUAAAAGGCGUGUCGCGAGUAAAAAUGAGGGCGGUAGCAAAGAAUUAGCUGAUUACGCCGUCAAUGAGAUGAAAGCAAACUUCUCACUACCAACGCUCGAUCUUGCCUGGUUUGAUGAAAUUAAGUAUGUGGAAUUGGAGGAAGAAGCCGCCACGAAGUUGGUACAGGAUUACAUUGAUCGUGCCAAGAAGGCACUCCCGCAGAAGAGGCGUCCCUAUGAGGAUAAUCGCGAUCGUCGUCGAAGAGAUUACGGCAAUGAUCGUCGCUGGGAUCGUGGAGAUCGUCGUGAACGCUGGGAUAUGGGUGGGUAUCGUGGUCCAUCGGGAUGGCGUCCACCACCACCGCGUGAUUACUACGGCGGCGGCGGCGGGUAUGAUCGUCGUGAACGUUGGAAUGAGCCAACAUGGGUGAGUGGCAAUCGCCGCUAUGAGCGCGACUACAGGCGUGACUACGGGAGCCGCGACUACCCAAGGAGCCGCGAUAGUCGUGACAGUCGCAGUGGGCGCUCAGGACGCGAUCAGGAUUUUCGCGAACGUCGGAGCGACAACCGUGGCGGUGGCGGAGAUAAUUACGGAAGUCGCUCAAGUAGCUCACGGAGCAGUCGUCGGGAUUACUCGUCAUCCAGCCGGGAUUCGGGUAGUUCGGCCAAGAGCUACGGAAAUCCAGCUUAUGGCGCCAUGCCACCAGGAGGAGCAGCUAUGGCUGCACAGGGUGGUGCAGCAUGGGGUGGAUGGCAGCAGCAGCCGCCGCAGCAACAACAGUGGCCCAUGGCGGGGAAUUGGGGUGCUCAGGGAUGGAAUCAAGGUGGGUGGAGUACAGGUGGAGCACAGAAUUGGGGUGGAUGGGAUCAGUGGAGUGGUCAAGCAGCUAAUGGGGCUGAAUGGAAUACCGCUUCCUGGGAUGUCAAUCAGGCCGCCUACACCACAAAUAGCUGCCCAAAUGUGGACCCAGCGUCCGGACAGACAAAUUAGUUUGUGUGUAUUCUCUUUAGCAUCUAAAAAUACUAUUUUUUCGUCCAUUGACACCCCUUUCUUCGUCUUUUUCUGAAUAAAGCCGGAUUAUUCUUUCUUUUUUCUAAAGAAACUUAUUUUUUAAAUCAAUUUCUUUUCUCUUUCUAAUUCUAUUGGAGUUUAUUUAAAAAAAAAAGGUGAAAGAACCUCAAAAAAUUAAUUAAAAUUAAUUAAAAGUCCAUUUUUGGCACGAUAAAGAAGCAAUUCCUGAAUUAUUUUUUUUUAACUUUAAAAAUCCUUUUAGCUGGAUGGACGUGUAGAAUUAAAUUAAAUUUAAUGAGAAAAAAAAAGAAAGAUAAAGAAUUGAUUGUCUCAAUAUUUGAUUGUAAUUUGUGAAUGUAUAUAAAAGAGAUAAACAUCUUUUAAUCACAUUAGAGAAUAAAAUGCUAAAAGUACAAAAAAAAAAACAAAAA
This is a messenger RNA of Lutzomyia longipalpis, 3721 nucleotides long. Its product is annotated as heterogeneous nuclear ribonucleoprotein U-like protein 2. The record is from RefSeq and is a predicted model, not a curated record. Gene Ontology annotation, molecular function: protein binding. The transcript has 9 exons. NCBI's taxonomy places the organism in Eukaryota, Metazoa, Arthropoda, Insecta, Diptera, Psychodidae. Bases 150 to 3269 code for a protein of 1039 amino acids.